AUGGAAAGUCAUUUAUCAAAUGCAAUGUUUAUAAGUGAAAUACCUGUUCGUUAUAUGUCAUUGACAGGGAAUAAUGAAAAAGUAAUUAAAUGGAUUAGUAAUUUAAACAAUCAUACGACUGCUCGAGAUGUUAUUCGAUUAAUUUUACCAACAUGUGAUUCAAACAAUUAUUUACUUUAUAUUUAUACUGAUUGUAAGAAAAAACUUUUAAAGGAUUCAGCAUGUAUUUAUAAAGUUAUUGCAAAAAUUAAUCAAAAACAAUAUUCACGACGUUUAUUAUUUGAAAUACGUUUAAAAAAAGUUAAAAAACAUGUUCGAUUUGCUGAUGAAAUUCUUAUACAAAAUAUUAUUCAACGACAAUGUUUAUCCGAUGAAACAAUUCGAAAUAAUAUUAUUGAAACAAUAUCAAAGCCAUGUGAAAAACAUUUAGAAAAAAUAAAAGAAAAUUUUCAAAAACAUAUUCAUCAACAACAAGAAAAUAAUAUUAAAGUAUCUUCAAAGUCAAAACGAUCAUCAUUAAAUAUAAUCAAUAAAAAUAUUCCACAUUCAUCUAGUGAAUCGGGUAUUAGUUCAAAUUUAUCUGCAGAUGAUUCAUUUGUACCAACAAAAACAAUCUUCGAAACACUUGUUUGA
Molecule: messenger RNA, 633 nt
Organism: Rotaria sp. Silwood1
Lineage: Eukaryota; Metazoa; Rotifera; Eurotatoria; Philodinida; Philodinidae
Source: the annotation of a GenBank genome assembly